This is a messenger RNA of Diversispora eburnea, 873 nucleotides long. The record is from the annotation of a GenBank genome assembly. NCBI's taxonomy places the organism in Eukaryota, Fungi, Glomeromycota, Glomeromycetes, Diversisporales, Diversisporaceae.
AUGUCUAAUAAAUUAACGAAACGUCAACAAAAAGCAUUUACUUUUCGUAAAAAUAAAAAACAGCGAAAAGAAAUAUCAAUAGAAGAAAAUCCAGAAAAGAUUGAGCAAAAUUUUAAACUCGAUAUUGAAAAUAAUAAAGAUGAAAAUUCGAUAAAUUUUAUCGAGUCAAAUAAUGAAUCGAAUAAGGAAGAAAAACAGAAUAAUGAAAAUGAAUUCAUGGGAGAAAUAGAAGAAGAAGACUCGGUAACUUCAGAAACUGAGAACACAGACGAUGAUAAUAAACAAUCAAGUAACAAUAAAGAAAAAAAAAAGGGGAAAAUAAAGCAGUCGAAACCUAAUACUAUUCGAUUUAUUGUUUUUGUUGCCAAUUUACCUUAUGAUACGAAAAACGAAGCAUUAUCUAAACAUUUUGAGUCAGCUGGUAAACCUAUAUCGAUUCGAUUAAUUUCUGAUAAAAAAACUAAUAAACAAAAAGGUUUCGCAUUUGUGGAAUUUGCUACUUCACAAGAAUUAAAUAGAGCAUUAAGAUUUCAUCAUUCAAUAUUCAAGAAUAGACAGAUAAAAGUAGAAUUAACUGCAGGAGGUGGAGGUAAUAAAAGUAAAACACGCCUUAAUAAAAUUAACGAAAAAAGAAAGAAAUUAAGUAAUGAAAGGAAUAAAUUUUACAAAACAUAUGUUAUACCCAAAAAAUCUAAAAAUGAUUUAGAGGAAUCGAUAAUGAAAACAACUUCUCCUAAAGAAAGUUCAACUAUCAAAAAUAAAAAUUUAAUAGUGAAAAAACCAAGAAGGUUGAAAGGUUCAAAUUCUAUUAAAUCAACUAAAGUUAGAAAAUUUGGUGGUAAUAUUAGUGACAAUGAUGAUAUGAAUAUUUAA